Messenger RNA from Aspergillus viridinutans, 885 nucleotides. Its product is annotated as aminoglycoside phosphotransferase family protein. Bases 1 to 885 code for a protein of 294 amino acids. Lineage: Eukaryota; Fungi; Ascomycota; Eurotiomycetes; Eurotiales; Aspergillaceae. The transcript has a single exon. The record is from RefSeq and is a predicted model, not a curated record.
AUGAUUUUUUCUCUUCCAUAUUAUCGAGAGUCGGACCAGUUACCAGGUCCUCUUCCUGAGCAACAUGAAAUCGAUCACGCAGUGCGGAGUCUCCCCACUAUUCGCAAUCCAGAUUAUGGUGGACGUCUUGUGGUAAUUAGAGACCUGUAUGUUGUCAAAUAUGGGCGAUAUGUCGCUGAAAAUGAGGGCUAUGCGUUGCUUUUCAUUGAGCAGAAGCUUUCCAUCCCGGCACCACGACUUUACGCCAUGUAUCGAAAUAAGGACAAGCUCUAUAUUGUCAUGCAAUAUAUUCCAGGAAGCACCUUGGGCCACCUAUGGCCCACCCUUCCAGAAAACGAUAAAACUUCCCUGCUGGGCCAACUUCGAUCCAUUUUCGCAGACAUGAGAUCGCUCCCUUCUCCCGGAUUCUAUGGAAGUGUUGCACAAGGGCCUGUUCCUCAUCGAUACUUCUUCUCGCAAGACGGCAGUCCUGCAAUCACAGGCCCUUUCACCAAAGAAGAGGAUUUCAGCAAAGCCAUUGCUCUUCGUUCUAGGCAAAUUUGGAGUGAUAGGGCUAGACAUGGCUGGACGUCUGACUUUCUGGCUCGACACCUUCCAUCUGCUCUCAGCGGCCAUCAACCCACUUUCACCCAUGGAGACCUAUACAGAGAGAAUAUCCUUGUCGAGAAAGACAAAAAUUCCACAUCAGGCGUUGGGGAAUAUAGAAUCGCCGCUAUCAUUGAUUGGGAGACGGCUGGCUGGUACCCUUCGUACUGGGAAUAUGGUUAUAUCUUUCCUCUUUUCCAAUGGGUCGACGACUGGCCAGAAAGCGUGGAGAGGAUACUCGACCCUUGGCCUUUGGAAGCCGCACUGUUACGAUUCGUGCAGGAAGACUUGGAAUUUUGA